AUGGCCGUUUCCCCAAGCGCCCUCCCCAGGUGUCUGCUCACCCUCAUCCUCCUGCAGCUGCCCACCCUGGAUUCAGCCCCCUUUGAAGUCCUCAGACCCCCGGAGCCCAUCCUAGCUGUCGUGGGAGGAGACGCUGAGCUGCCCUGUCACCUGCCAGUGAACGCGAGCGCCGAGCGCACGGAGCUGCGGUGGUUCCGACACACCUUCUCGCCGGCCGUGCUGGUGCUCCUGGCGGGGCACGAGCAGGAGGAUGAACAGAUGCCCGAGUACCGCGGGAGGGCCUCCCUGGUGCCGGGGGCGCUCGCCGAUGGGCGCGCAGCCUUGCGGAUCCGUGCCAUCAGGGCCUCCGACGACGGCGAGUACAGGUGCAUCUUCAGGAAGGACAGCAGCUACCAGGAGGCCGCCGUGAGCCUGAAGGUGGCCGCUCUGGGCUCUGAUCCGCACAUCCAUAUGGAAGUUCAAGAGAAUGGAGAGAUCCGACUGGAGUGCAACUCAGUAGGAUGGUACCCAGAGCCGCAGGUGCAGUGGAGAACUUCCUGGGGAGAGAAGCUUGCAUCCGUGUCUGAGUCCAGGAGUGCUGAUGAAGAAGGCCUGUUCACUGUGGCUACUUCAGUGGUCAUCAGAGACACCUCCCUGGGGAACAUGUCUUGCUGCAUCCAGAACCCCCUGCUUGGCCAGGAGAAGGAAGCAGGGGUUUCGAUACCAGCUCCCUUCUUCCCAAGAUUGCCUCCCUGGAUUGUGGUUGUUGCUGUCAUUCUGAUAAUCCUAGGACUUCUCACCAUUGGGUCCAUAUUUUUCAUCUGGAGACUAUACAAGGAAAGAGCCAAAGAGAGGAAGCAUGCAUUCAGCUCUAAAGAGAAACUCCUGGAGGAACUCAAAUGGAAAAAGGCCACAUUGCACGCAGUUGAUGUGACUCUGGACCCAGACACAGCCCACCCGCACCUUUUCCUGUAUGAAGAUUUAAAAUCUGUUCGACUGGAAGAUUCCCGUCAGAAACUGCCUGAGAAACCAGAGAGAUUUGACUCUUGGCCCUGUGUGCUGGGCCGUGAGGCCUUGACCUUGGGCAGGCAUUACUGGGAGGUGGAGGUGGGAGACAGGACUGACUGGGCCAUUGGCGUGUGCAGGGAGAACGUGGUCAAGAAAGGAUUUGACCCCAUGACUCCCGAGAAUGGCUUCUGGGCUGUGGAGCUCUAUGGAAAUGGCUACUGGGCCCUCACCCCGCUCCGGACCCCUCUCCCCUUGGCAGGACCCCCCCGCAGGGUUGGGAUUUUCCUGGACUGUGAUGCAGGAGACGUCUCCUUCUACAACAUGGCCGAUGGAUCCCAUAUCUAUUCUUUCUCCAACAUCUCUUUCUCGUGCCCUCUCCGGCCCUUCUUUUGCCUGUGGUCCUGUGGGAAGAAGCCUCUGACCAUCUGCCCAACUGCUGGCGGGCCUGAGGGGGUCACAGUAGCUGCAGAUGCCCAGGGCCUCUCUAAGGACAUCCCAUUGUCCCCUAUGGGGGAGGACGCUGCCUCUGGGAACACAGACACUCUCCAUUCUAAAUUAAUCCCUACCCAACCCGGCCAAGGAAUGUCCCAGUGCAACUAG
Lepus europaeus (European hare) is the source of this 1587-nucleotide messenger RNA. Its product is annotated as butyrophilin subfamily 1 member A1-like. The record is from RefSeq and is a predicted model, not a curated record. The transcript has 7 exons. Gene Ontology annotation, cellular component: external side of plasma membrane. The coding region runs from base 1 to 1587 and encodes 528 amino acids. Gene Ontology annotation, biological process: regulation of cytokine production; T cell receptor signaling pathway. Gene Ontology annotation, molecular function: signaling receptor binding. Lineage: Eukaryota; Metazoa; Chordata; Mammalia; Lagomorpha; Leporidae.